Centruroides sculpturatus (bark scorpion) is the source of this 554-nucleotide messenger RNA. RefSeq names its product ribonuclease P protein subunit p20-like. The transcript has 2 exons. Gene Ontology annotation, cellular component: nucleolar ribonuclease P complex; ribonuclease MRP complex; nucleus. The coding region runs from base 122 to 547 and encodes 141 amino acids. The record is from RefSeq and is a predicted model, not a curated record. NCBI's taxonomy places the organism in Eukaryota, Metazoa, Arthropoda, Arachnida, Scorpiones, Buthidae. Gene Ontology annotation, biological process: tRNA 5'-leader removal. Gene Ontology annotation, molecular function: nucleic acid binding.
AGAUAACACUGGAAAUUGGGCUAUAGAAAAGCGAUAUUACGAUGCUAAUUCGUCGCGUAGUAGUUUUGUAAGUCACGUGUCAAAAAUAUUGCCAAGUAUGGGAUUUUAAACGUUCUGUGCUAUGGCACAAUCGCUAGGAAAAGAAGGUACAGAAGAAAGACAGAAGGAAAAGAUAUGGUUCGAUCAGGAAGAAUAUACAUUGAGGAAGAGGCUUCCAAGGAAGUUGCCAAAACGAAAAAAUGAUGUGUAUGUAAACAUGAAAACCAACUUUAAAGCGCAACUUAAUCGUUGUGAGAAACUUAUAAAUAAUGGAGAAAAUGAACUGUACAUUCACGGACUCGGAAGUGCUUGCAAUCGUGCUAUUAAUCUAGCUCUGCAGUUAAAAAGUAAUCACGUGGAAAUUAUCGAAGUGAGUGUCAACACGUCUACUGUAGAAUUAGUUGACGAUUGGGAACCGGAAUAUGAUCAUUUGGAAUCUCAUACACAAAUUAGAAAUAAUUCAGCUGUACAUAUAAAAGUGUAUCGAUUAAAUCCAAUAAAUUUGUGAUAAUUGA